CGACAGGUGGGAGCCUGUGCUCGUCGGUGGCACUCGGGGACAAGCGGUGCACGGCGGCUGACUAGCUUCCGCAGUUCCAGGUGAGCGGUCCGGCCCGGCCCGCGCCUGGGCGUGUCCGGGGGGCGGGUCUCGGUUUAGACCCGCCCACCAGAGGGCCCUGUCGCGCCGCUGCGGCUCCGCCCCCCUCCUUCCGUCAUCCGCUUCUUCCGUCGGUGGUUUCUUCCUUCCUGCCUUGUCCCGCACCUUUCGCGACAUGGGGAAGAGCUUCCAUUUCGCCAGCGCCACCUGAGGAUUUCCUGGAGCCGCCCCACCCCUUACCUCCCCGCGAUGGAAGACGAUCAGGAGCUGGAGAGAAAAAUAUCAGGAUUGAAGACCUCAAUGGCUGAAGGCGAGAGGAAGACAGCCCUGGAAAUGGUCCAGGCAGCUGGAACAGAUAGACAGUGUGUGACAUUUGUCCUGCACGAGGAGGACCAUACACUAGGAAACUGUCUGCGGUACAUAAUCAUGAAGAACCCGGAAGUGGAAUUUUGUGGUUACACUACGACCCAUCCUUCAGAGAGCAAAAUUAACUUGCGAAUUCAGACCCGGGGUGCCCUUCCAGCUGUUGAGCCGUUUCAGAAAGGCCUGAAUGAGCUCUUGAAUGUCUGCCAGCAUGUGCUUGUCAAGUUUGAGGCCAGCAUAAAGGACUAUAAAGCUAAGAAGGCAAGCAAAAAGGGACCCACAUUCUAGUCCCUCGUGCAGGGUACAAGCAGGACUACCCUCAGGACGGUGCAGAAUCCAGAAUUUGUGAUUGCAGCAUGUUCUGUCCUGUAGGAAAAUGUGGCUCUAGCUAUUGACCCAUUACAGCUGUUGGAAUCUCUGCAAGUAUAUUUGCCUAAUAAAUUCUCUCUUUUGUUUAAACUAG
Molecule: messenger RNA, 904 nt
Organism: Mus pahari (shrew mouse)
Lineage: Eukaryota; Metazoa; Chordata; Mammalia; Rodentia; Muridae
Gene: Polr1d
Product: RNA polymerase I and III subunit D
Exons: 2
Coding region: 328-729 (133 amino acids)
Biological process (GO): DNA-templated transcription
Cellular component (GO): RNA polymerase I complex; RNA polymerase III complex
Molecular function (GO): protein dimerization activity; DNA-directed RNA polymerase activity; DNA binding
Source: RefSeq, a predicted model, not a curated record